Molecule: messenger RNA, 1776 nt
Organism: Filobasidium floriforme
Lineage: Eukaryota; Fungi; Basidiomycota; Tremellomycetes; Filobasidiales; Filobasidiaceae
Product: phosphatase 2C-like domain-containing protein
Exons: 4
Coding region: 93-1664 (523 amino acids)
Source: RefSeq, a predicted model, not a curated record
CGACUAUCACGGUAAGCUCGUUAGUACUCGAGAUUCGAACUCGAUCACUCGCUGACGUGAGGAUCCUGCAGCGGACACGACUCCCUCAUACGAUGUCCCAACAUCCGACUCGUAUCUUCGGGCGAUGUUGCGGUAUGGCAAACGGACACGGCUUGGUCGUCUCCCAUCCUCGAGCAGAACGGGUCAGGCUCGCUAGAGGACUACUCGAGCACCGAUACCAUACCAAAAUACCAGCAGGAACCCAAGCGGUACAGACGAACAUCCGGCUUGAGGACAGGCGUCAGACCCGAUCUUGCGUUCGAAAUCGGCGCUAUACCGUUUCUACCACAGCAACAACGGCAAUUGAAGAGACUCUACCAUUAUCGCAAACACCAUCUAUUACAUCCGUAUCGACCCACAAAACAUCCGGCACCGCGGAACCCCGUCGACGUCUCAUUCUCCGUUCAGGCGGCUUCGGCAUCCCCAAACCCCAUCCACCCUCGACUCCUCCUUCCUCGUCUCCCAGUCCUACCUCGGCUACCUCUUGGCCCCGUUCAUCAACCGACGCGGAUUCCUUGAAGAUUGCCGAGGGGGGUACAAGAGCGGUACAGAUAGGCGAGGACGCUUAUUUCUUCGUCAGAGGGUCUAUGGGCGUCUCGGACGGGGUCGGGAAGAACAAGGUCCAAAAACCUAGACCCAGAUCUGGACCCGAUGAUAGCUCCGCUCCUGAUUCUGCCGGGAAGGAGAAUGUCGGCGGCGCGAUGACUGGACUUGUCUCCAGGAUCUCGCGCCUAGGGUCGACGCAGAAAACAGAGACAGAGCUACAGAAACGAGACCCCGCCCGAUUCUCUCAAUUGCUCAUGCACUUCUGCGCGGCCGAGGCGGAUGCUCGAGAGACGGCUCGGGUCCGCAGGAGGAAAGCUCGAGUUGCUCAAAGGAUCCGAGCGAGCCGUGAUCACUCGGACCGUGAGGAGCAGGAAGGAGAUCCGGGAGGUAGGGGAGGGACCGAGGCGGAGGUGGACGCUGCAAAGAUUGAGGAAGCAGGAGGGGAGGGGAUGGAUCCGAUCGAAAUCAUGCAGUUGGCAUAUGAGCGUACGGUCGAUUGCGUCCGCGCCGAGGGGGUGCUUGGCUCAGCGACCUGCUUGAUAGCGGUACUCGACGGUGAACAGCUACGGAUAGCAAACUUGGGGGACUGCGCUUUGGUCAUCGUACGCAAGGGUCAGGUCGUCUUCCGAACCGAAGAGAUGCAACACGGUUUCAACUUUCCUUUUCAGCUCGGGACUGACUCGCGGGAUGGACCGAUGAAGGACGCUCAGUCGUUCUCGGUGACGGUGGAGAAGGGGGAUAUCGUGGUGAUGGGUAGCGAUGGGCUGUCGGACAACCUAUUCGAUGAAGAGAUUCUCGACGUCCUCUCCACUUUCUCCUCCCCGUCAACUCGUAACCAUUUCAUGACCCCCGACCCUGACAUCAAUCACACACCCAAAUCGAGGACAUCCAACCCGGUCAAGAUCGCCUUUACGCCGCAACGAGUCUCAGAAGCCUUGUGUCUCGCGGCGAACAGUGCCAGUCGGGAUAUCGAGGCGAUGAGUCCGUUCAUGUACAAGGCAAUCGAUCGGGGGUACAGCUUCGCCGGAGGAAAGCAGGAUGAUAUCAGCGUGGUGGUCGCUCUUGUAGACGCUAUCUAGAAGGGAUCAAUAUCGAUACUGCUUGUACCUGGAAAUAUGCAUGGCUCUGUGCGGGUUGAAAUGAAGCAUGUCUCAUAGGGUGUUAUAUGACGUCUGUGAGACAUGGUCGGAG